Nezara viridula (southern green stink bug) is the source of this 339-nucleotide messenger RNA. The record is from the annotation of a GenBank genome assembly. NCBI's taxonomy places the organism in Eukaryota, Metazoa, Arthropoda, Insecta, Hemiptera, Pentatomidae.
AUGAAAGGCCUUAUCUGUCUAUUCAGCCGGCCCUAUCUGCUCCUCCCCGUCCCUUCCCCCCCCCCCCACGUCGGUUCGGAGCUCCUCUCUCUACCAAAAGGGACGUCCACCGGGUUCCAGAUCACAGAUGGAAAAGAGGAUCUGACCAGGGCAGCCUUUGUCCCGCUGAUGGCCGAUUUACCGUCGGGGUUGGGAGCAAUAACCGUUGGGAUGGCCCGUCGUCAUUUCUCAGAAAUGUACAGAGAACAAGUUGCAGAGGAACAAGUUUUCUUUCUUUCUUCUUACCUUAGUUCGAAAAGAAUGGAUAAAACUCUUCGUCUAGGAGCGAGAGAAACCUAA